AAUUGCUUGAAAUCAGCGAAGGAUAUCCAGCGGCUUCUGACAGUAGACGGAGUCGGAGCAUAUUUGAAGAUUCCAAGGACAAAAUAGUGAAUCGCACCAGGGCGUAAAUUCCAUAGCCAAAUUCCAUAGUUUCAGUAAUAUUGCUCAAGUGUACUCCUUGAAAUAAUUGUGCCAAACUGUUUAAAACAACAACUUCACUUUCUUCCCCAUCAAUAACAGUUGACUAGUUUUUCGUUGAUAUCAAAAUCCAGUUAGAAGGGGCCUGAGAAUUUCAUUUGUACAUUUCCACAGCCUGUUAACUACAACGUUACCAACCUAGCGAUUCAAGCUAGCACAACACACGAGCUUUUUUCCUACAGAGUCCAGCACCUGUGCCCUUGAUAUUGGUAUUCUUUUUCCUCGUCACGUUUGACUUUAGAGGUCCAGUUCAUUGCAUAUCCUUUUUCUCGUAGCCUCAACAUAUCCCAACGUUACCGAAAAGGUUGCUCAAGUUUUUCGAGGUUUACGUACGUCUGUAAAGCAGAGCUAUUGAUCCAGAAUACUUGUGAGUUCUCCUGAACCAUACAAGCUUUCACCAGCAUCAGAUUUCAAGAUCAUUUCCAAUUAUUUGUAUUUCAGCUGUAACGUUCCUUAACACCAAGAGUAACCAUUUAUCCCCCAUUUAGUUCUAGUACUUGUUUCCCCACCUGUAUUACUUUCGUUUUGUAUUAUUUCUACCAAAUCAUCUGUAUUAGUAUCCAUCACAAUGUCCUCCGAACAAAAUAAUAUUGGAAUGCCUAAAGCCCUUUCCGCUCAGUUAGAGGAUGGCACGGCCAAGUCUUUGCUAGACGGACAAGCAGCACAAAAGUUAAAGGAUGAUGUGACUGACCCGGUGUUGGUUGCCGAUGAGGGCCUUGACGCCGACGGUUCUCCCAAGAAUUACAAGAAUUUGUCGAUAAACCUGAUACUAAACAUCCAUGGAAAGGUCCAGGUUCAAAACCCCAAUCAAGCCUAUGGUACCAACCCCAAGUUGCCUUCCAUCGGUUCCGUUCCCGGAGUACCGAAAGAUAUGUCAACAAGUCAACAGCAACAGCAACAGCAACAAGAUCUUUCGCCCAAAUACCUUCCUUACCAACGUAAUCAAUAUUUCAAUCACCACCUGAGGUCUGUUUCAUCUAUCGACAACAAGUUGGCUGCGACUUCUUUCACAGACUCGCCUCAACAAACACAACAGAGAACGCUGGUCGGACCUUAUGGUGAUAAUAUAGCGUACCAGCAGCCUCCGGGAGUAGCUGAAGCUGCCCAUUUGGUCAACCUUCAGCAGACGACAGGCUCCAACGCUUCCCUGGUCCAGAGUCAGUAUGGCCAAAAUGUAGCAUUAGGCUAUGGCCACUUGGUUCAGCCAGGUAACCAGCCGAUGUAUCCGUCACAUGCUGCAACUAAUCUGGUUCCUCAGCAGAUGAUUAGUGGAGGAAACCAAAUGCAUCAAUUGCUGUACAAUCCUCUUCAUCACCAAUCGCACCUGGCUCUGGACCUCGAUCCGUUGCACGAGAGCAAGAGAGGAAGGCGUUUCAGAAGGAGAUACAACCAGAUUGUCCGCAAGUACAACUGUUCGUAUCCUGGAUGCGUCAAAAGUUAUGGGUCGCUCAACCAUUUGAACACCCAUAUCGUGACCAAAAAGCACGGUCAUAGAAAGUCUAAGGCGGAUUUUCAACACAACCAAUUGUCGGAAGAUGGAACCAGCAACAAUACCCAACAGGGGCCCUACGACGCAAGUAACUAUCCGUCACACCUUCAGCAACACUCUCCGUCAGAUUACACACAGGGUAACUACUGGUACGGCUACAAUCCUCAGGUUAGAAGCAACCAGCAAGUAGCAGCUCCACAGCAACAAAUGGAGGUACAUGCCAAUACCGUAGCACCGCCAGGAUCGAUACCAGCACCUACGUAUAUGUACUACCAGCAGGGCUAUCCGCAACAUAUUCCUCCUCCAAUUUCACAGCAGCGACCGCCAAUGGGCUGGCCGCAACAAACAUCGUAUCCAUACACACAAAUGCAAGGCCUGACUCUGCAACAGUCAUAUCAACAGACAGCACAAUCUACGCAAACCUCCAGCAUCCUCCAGCAACACCAAGUUCAGCAUGACCCCGGCCAGCAUUCUGACCCUCAAAUGAAGUCUGCACUGGAAUCUUCCACUGGCACAAGCCCACCGUUGAAGAGAUGAACAGCGGCUGCGAUUGCUUGUUCUAGGUGUACAUUGUAAGGCUGGAAAAAGGAUUGACCAUGAUCCUAUCCUUACUUAUUUAUUUGACUUUUAUGAUAGAUACGAAUAGAUACAUUCUUUAUCAAAAUUUUGCCCGUCGUGCUACCGCAACUCUCGCAGUGUUUGCUCCUUACAUGGACCUUCUGCUGACGAGCAACAUUCUUUCGCUUUUAAGGCAUUUUUUGACGUUUCUUGAUAAAACCAAAAGUUCUGAUCUUUUAAUGCACGUCAUCCCCCAC
Molecule: messenger RNA, 2481 nt
Organism: Scheffersomyces stipitis CBS 6054
Lineage: Eukaryota; Fungi; Ascomycota; Pichiomycetes; Serinales; Debaryomycetaceae
Gene: WOR4
Product: Wor4p
Exons: 1
Coding region: 746-2203 (485 amino acids)
Source: RefSeq, a predicted model, not a curated record